Messenger RNA from Sparassis crispa, 723 nucleotides. RefSeq lists its product as hypothetical. Gene Ontology annotation, cellular component: membrane. Gene Ontology annotation, biological process: C-terminal protein methylation. The record is from RefSeq and is a predicted model, not a curated record. The coding region runs from base 1 to 723 and encodes 240 amino acids. Gene Ontology annotation, molecular function: protein C-terminal S-isoprenylcysteine carboxyl O-methyltransferase activity. NCBI's taxonomy places the organism in Eukaryota, Fungi, Basidiomycota, Agaricomycetes, Polyporales, Sparassidaceae. The transcript is spliced from 2 exons.
AUGACUUCUCUCCAACUGCUGAAGUUACCCCUUCUCUGCACGGCCGCGACGUGCUCCCAAAUCGCAUUUACUGCGCCGAACCCGCCCGCCAAGGCUGAAGAGGUGAAGAAAUUUGGCAGAAAAGAUCCCGGAUCAUACAUCGGCAGGUUACUGUUGAGUACGAUGAAGCUACUGGUGUGGUUCGCAACGUUGUGCGAGAUCGCUGUUGUGAUAGCUAGCCACUUUCCUCACCCACUCUCCGUGCAAGUUUUAUCAGUUCUUGUUUCGGCGCCCCCUUCUUUCAUUUCCAACGUACGCGUCACCGCUUCAUCUCUUCUUGGUUGGACCCUCGUCUGUGCUGGUGCACUCCUCCGCGUUCAAUGCUUCCGCACCCUUGGCCGUUUCUUCACCUUCGAACUCUCUGUGAAGGCUGAACACAAGCUGGUGAUGAACGGGCCUUACGCAGUCGUGCGCCAUCCCAGCUAUGCUGGCACACUCAUGGUCGCGUCAGGCAACCUCCUCUACUUUUUUGGCGCUGGGUCGUGGUUCGCCGAAUGUGGCGUAUGGAGCACGAUGAUGGGAAAGAUCUUGGCUUUGAUAUUGAUCAUCGGCUUUGGUUUCCCCUUCGUGUCGGUACCUUUGAGGAUCAAGAAGGAGGAUGCGGUGUUCAGAAAGGAGUUCGGGGUGCAGUGGGAGGAGUGGGCGAAGAGAACGCCGUAUAGAGUGCUACCGUUUGUUUUCUAA